Messenger RNA from Porites lobata, 2574 nucleotides. Lineage: Eukaryota; Metazoa; Cnidaria; Anthozoa; Scleractinia; Poritidae. The record is from the annotation of a GenBank genome assembly.
AAUUGUUGUUGAUUAUAGCGAUAGAGUGUAAAAGGUGCUUGGAACGGUAAAGUAAGAUGUCGAUUCCUUGUAAUGUGUGCUUUUUAGAAACUAGCGAAAACAGUGUUCGUACUUGGUGUUGUGCUGGAGUGAUAUGUACCGCGUGUUUGGAAGCACACGUUCAAUCGAAAAUUGAAGAUGCUAUCGUAAAGAUCUUGUGUCCGCUUGGAAACUGUGACACUGUUAUGAGUGACGAAGAGGUACAACAACUUGUGUCCGACCGACUGUUCGAGAGAUACCAGCAAUUUAAGGUGGAAAUCGAACAGAAUCCUUUGAUCAAAACUUGCCCAGGGUGUUCGCGAAUUCAUCAUCACCCGGAGCAAUCAAAUUCAACUACGGCGGACAAGGAAAAAGAUGGUUCUAGGCCGGAUAAUUUGAAGGUUACUUGCGUGAAAUGCCAGUUGGUUUGGUGUUUCGCCUGUCAAGCACCGUGGCAUUACGGCUUAACCUGCAAAGACUUCUGUAAAGGAGAUAAAUCAUUGAAGAUUUGGGCCAAAAACCGCGGGCAACCCGCUCGCAAUGCCUGUCGCUGUCCUAAGUGUGGUGUUUUUAUUCAAAAAUCCAGCGGAUGUGACCACAUGUCUUGCACCAGGUGCGAUUUUUAAAAUUCUUUGUUUAUGCAUUACGAAGACGUAUACUGUAUCUUUCCAUAAGAAGCAAUGUAGAUCAUUUCUCGCUUCUGUCACUAUUUCUUGGCGCGCGUUUUCCUUGAAAGUCUUUCGCACACGCGAUCGACAACACCAUUAAUAUUUGCGGAAACCGGGAAGAAAGGAUCGGAUUACAAGUAAACUUUCUUUCUCUCAAAAAAUUAUAAUAUUAAAACGUAGACAAAUAUUGGUUAAAUUUUGGAUUAAGUCGCAUUGAGUAAUGUGUCUCGCUUGCAAUAAGUCCCCUGCAGUAUAAAGUAAAAGUAAAAUAUAUAUAUUGGUAAUUUGAUUAAUAUUUUAUAGCUAAGAAUAAUCAACCUGUGGUAUCUCCUAUCAUGAUAAUAUCUAUGACAUAUCAAUGCCAGGUAUUUAGUUACCAUAGAACACUUUGAAAACUUCUCAGCAACAUAAAACAGUGAAUUUUGGCCAAGAACGUGGACAAAUAGGUUGGAAUAAUGAGGGACAGCUAAACAAGUGUGUUUUCGUUUUUCUUUCUUUUCUUCUUCUUUUCUUUUUUUGGAUUGACUGAUUGACUGACUGCUUGGUAGAGGUGUCUAGAUACAUUUGGAUAAACCGCGGCAGCUGUCUGGUGUCCAAUAUAACUUUUCUAAAAAAAUAAUGUCAUUAAUAAAUUAAAAGAAUGUAUUAAAAUAACAGAAAGGAUCAGACACUUGCUACUAAUUUUAUAUUUCUUCCCUAUCAAAAAAUUGAAAAAAUUACAAUCAAACCCCAUUAAAUAUGGACACUGGGGGUCGGGGGGCAUAGAAAGUGUCCAUACUAAUGGGGUGUCAGUUUUAGGCAGGUUGAAGUCGCAGUCUCCCUAUACCUAAAAAUGUUUGUUGUUUCUUUUUUUUAAAUUUAUCAUGAGAAGGAUUUUUUUCUUAGUCGCAAGUAAAGUGAACUUUAUUUUCCUUUUUGUAUUAAGUGGGUGUCCAUAAAGCAGGAUUUGACUUUAAUUAAAAUUUAAAUAUCAUUUAUUGAUAAAUAUUUUAAAACCUAGAUAAGUAUUUGUCAAUCUUGGAAAUUAAGUUAGAGAGUAGAAGUUAGAAAUAUCAUUAAUUAUUUGAUAAAUAUUUUAUAGCCUAGAAUAAUCAGCCUCUGCUAUUCCUUAUAACAUCAUAAUGACAUAUCAAUACCAUAUGUUUUGGCACCAUAGCACUUUUUGAAAAAAUUUCAGCAACACAAAAAGUGAAUUUUGUCCAAUAGUGUAAGAAAAUGGGUUGGAAAACAAGGCACUGGAAAUGGUUUUUUGUAUUUUUUGUGACUGACUGGCUGAUGACAGAAACAAGAAAAUAAAAACUAAGCAACAGAUUUUAUUAGAAGGCAAAACAAAAACUCUGAAUGUGCAGCAGACUUUUUGACAGACUUCUUUGUUGUUAUCGCAUGACUAACGUUGUCCAACUUGAUUGGAAUGGGAAUGUGAUUGUCACUUUUAUUUUUAAGAUCCAUUUUCAUCAAUAGCAAUUUUCGUGACUUUGUCAGAAAAGCCCAUAAAGUCUCAGUUUUUUCUCUUUGUUUGAAUUAUAAUGAAUGUGAAAAGCCAUGUUCAAUGAAUUGCUGUUUUUACAGGUGUCACACAGAAUUCUGCUAUAGAUGUGGCAGCAAGUAUCAUCAUGUCAAAUUCCUGGGAAACCACUAUGAUCGCUUCAGCAUUUUGGGCUGCAAAUACAACUUUAAACCUGACAAACCAGUUCAACGGAUUGCAGUGCGUGGUGCCCUUUUUAGUGGACAGGUAAUGCUUGUCCCUGUUGUAGCUGGUUUGGUGUUCAGCGCUGGGUGUGUCAUAGUGGGAGCAGGUGUUGUUGCAGCUCCAUUUUAUGGAUCCUAUGUUUUAAUAAAGAGACAGAAAGCUAGGAGCAAACAAGCAUAUCAAACAAGAAAUAAGUAG